GCGCAAGGGGCGCUUGUUUGGGGGGAGGGGGAAUUGAACACUGGAGAACCUCCUUUUUGUGGUUGUCUUGAAAAGUCCGGGGAACUCGUUCUUGUCAUUAGCACGGUUUCGGCUGCUGUACCUUCUGUGUCCCUUCUGCAGCCUUGUUUAUUGUUGUGUUUGUUGUGAAAUUCAAAUUACUCUGAGAGUAUAUUCUUUUCUUCUUUCUCUUUUUUUUUUCUUGCGCCUUGUUGCCCGACCUUCGACCAACCCCGGUGCGCCUAGUUGCUGUACAGUUGUCAAACAAACCCCCGCCGUCGUUGUUUGCGGCCCUGCCAAUCUUUAAUAUCCGCCUCUUUAUGUCCCUCGCGCCUAAAUCUCCGCGAUAUUCCCUCAUUUGACGCACGCAGUAGGCCUUUGCGACCUUCCAUUCUUUAUCUGGACCUCGGAGAGCGUCAAGCUAUUUCCUCCCGUUUCAUUUGACUCCAAUCUAUACGACUUAAAUGAGUCGCUUGUUGGUUCAGUUCUCCGCGCUACUUCACUCUCAUCCUUAAGUCGAUAGUGGAAAUUCACACAAUAUGGCGCGCCCCCGAAUUGUUCGCGCUGACACUCUUGAUCUUCAAGACCAGCAUGCACCCUCGGCUAAAGAUCACUCAAAACAGAACAUAGCCGUAGGCAGCGGUUUUGGUCCCCACCAGGAGCAGUCCAUUCGACACGCCGAUCAAGACACAAGAACAGAAGUGAUGCAUGGGCCCUUGACCGAAGAAAAUCAUCUAGAUGAAUAUCGCGACGGUAUCGAUAUAUACGAUGACGAUGAUGAUUUUGAUGACGACUUAGGGCAUAGUCAGCACGUUGGAGGCUCAGAAGAUGGUGACCUAGCAGACGGAGAAGGUGACGAUGAUUUGUUGGAUGAUGAUCUAAUGGAUAAAAUCUCGAGCUCCCCAUCUAUCGACGACGAGGAUAUCGACUUCGAGUUUGUUUAUGCGCUUCAUAACUUCGUGGCAACUGUUGAUGGACAAGCCAACGCGGCAAAGGGUGACACUAUGGUCCUUCUGGAUGACAGUAACAGCUACUGGUGGCUUGUUCGAAUCGUCAAAGACGGCAGCAUUGGGUAUUUGCCUGCCGAGCACAUUGAGACACCUACCGAAAGAUUGGCAAGAUUAAACAAACACAGAAACGUCGAUCUUUCCGCGACCAUGCUGGGAGACAACUCGGAAAAGUCUAAGAAUCCACUGAAGAAAGCAAUGCGCCGUAGGAACGCGAAGACCGUAACGUUUACGAGCCCAACAUACAUAGAAGCUUCUGACAUAGAGUUUUCCACGGAUGACGAACUGGACGAUGUUGCUUCUUUGGCCGACGCGGAUGGAUUGCGAGGGGAUGUUGACGACUUGCAAGAGAGUGAACAUGAGGACAUUGUUGUCGAGCCUCUCAGACCGAAGUCGCAAAGAGACAAGGCAAGCGAGGAUUUGGAAACGGUACACGAGGCGAAAGAAUCUGAUCGGGCCAGCCCCGAGAUACAACGAUCUAGUGCGGAGUUGUUGGAAUCUGAAGAUUCAUUCUUCAAGGAUGACACCGUUGAGACGAAGAAAAUUUCUCUUACACCAAACCUCCUCCGCGACGAGGUUGGCAGUAGUAGCGUGGCCAAUGACGCAAGAGAGACCCGUGGGAGCAUGGAGGCUGUCGAGAAAGCUCUCAGUGCAUAUGAUAAGAACAAGGACGACAAAAAGCGCAAAGACAAGAAACCAGGGAUGCUCAGUGGCUUGUUCAAGAGAAAGGACAAAAAGACUAAGGCAGCCGAAGAAGAGACUGAUGAAACAGAAAAGACUUCGGGUGAAUUGUCUCGAUCUUCGCCACAGCCUAAGACGUCGUCAGAGUCUAUUUCGUCUCCCGAGUCCAAAUCCCCUAACCCUCUCCUGGUGCAGAAACAGCCCAGCAAGCUGCAGAAGCAGUCUCCGGUCGCCCAGGCUCCUUCGAGGAAUGGCGUGGAGCAGGAACGAGUGACACAGAGAUCAGUGGAGGCCAAUGAAGAUGUGAACGUUGUGCAGAGCCAGAGGAACGAACAAACGAUACGACAAGUAGCGUCUGAGGACGAUAUCCCACAGUCCCCUGUCUCGACCAAUCUUCAGCAAGACCAACCUUUGUCCUCUCCCAUUCGGACCUCAAGCCCGCUGAAGAAACUCAACACUGCACAGCCAAAUUCGGGAGGUACGGUAGCAUCUCCUACCGAGCCUCACUAUUUACAACACUCUGUUGCCUCUCCACCGCAGAAGUUCCCUCCAAGGCAGGAUGUGGGAUACCAAGGCCUCCGUGGAAUCUCACCUGCGGAAGUUUCUCCAGUGGAUAUCUCCCCGGUGGAAGGCCCAUCUUCGCCAGGUGCACCGGGGAUGACGAUGGAUCCAUCAUCGCCUGGAGGCUUCCCCGUCUCCCCGGUAUCCCCGCCUUUGUCUCCAGCUGUCGAGAGCAACGGUAGCAGGAAUCUCGAUGCAGAUAGGACGUCGUUCGACAUAGGGUCGGCCGAUACACCUACAUGGAGCGAUGCUAGCCUGCGAUCUUAUCUAGACGAUGAAAGCGACAUCCGCGAUCUGUUCAUCAUCGUUCAUGAUAACUCCAACGUCCCUCCUGCUGGGCCUGAUCACCCAAUCACUGGCAGCCUGUUCAAGGAAGAGAGCAAGCGACUGAAGGAAAUGAACAGCCAGUUGGACUCGAUGCUAGCCGACUGGGUUGGCCGAAAGAUGCGGAAGUCUAUAAGCCAAUAA
Molecule: messenger RNA, 2735 nt
Organism: Aspergillus caelatus
Lineage: Eukaryota; Fungi; Ascomycota; Eurotiomycetes; Eurotiales; Aspergillaceae
Exons: 7
Coding region: 558-2735 (725 amino acids)
Biological process (GO): establishment or maintenance of actin cytoskeleton polarity
Cellular component (GO): cell tip; microtubule cytoskeleton
Molecular function (GO): protein binding
Source: RefSeq, a predicted model, not a curated record